Tyto alba (common barn owl) is the source of this 4485-nucleotide messenger RNA. It is a transcript of the gene BLM, whose product is annotated as BLM RecQ like helicase. Gene Ontology annotation, cellular component: cytoplasm; nucleus; chromosome. The coding region runs from base 30 to 4340 and encodes 1436 amino acids. Gene Ontology annotation, molecular function: DNA binding; 3'-5' DNA helicase activity; ATP binding. The record is from RefSeq and is a predicted model, not a curated record. The transcript is spliced from 21 exons. Gene Ontology annotation, biological process: telomere maintenance; DNA replication; double-strand break repair via homologous recombination. Lineage: Eukaryota; Metazoa; Chordata; Aves; Strigiformes; Tytonidae.
CUCCUCCUCCUCCUCCUCCCGGCCCCGUCAUGGCGGCCGCGCCUCUCAACAACCUGCGGGAGCAGCUACAGCUCCACUCGUCCCGCGGCCCCCUCAGCAACCCGCCCCCGCUGCGGCACCGGCCGGCGCGCUUCGUCUUCAAGAAGACCUCUCCGGCCGGCGCCGUGCCCCGGGAGCCCCGCGGCCUCUCCGCCGCCUCAGCGCUGAGGGACAAAGAUGUCAACACCUGCCUGGCCGCGCUCGCCUCGCCCCUCGCUGCCCCCGCGGACAAGAAGGCGCCGGUCCAGGGUUUCCUUCCAGCAGCAGCCGCCGGGCCCCGCGGACGGGGCCUUGAGCCGGCCGGUGCGAGCCCGGCGCUUGCCGCCUCCCGGGAGGCAGCGAAAGCCCCCGGGAAGGGCGGCGGGGCCGCGGGGCCGCUCGGUGCUCCCGCCCGGCAGGCCGGGGCCGCCGUUGCGCUGGAAGAGGAGUGGGACGACAUCGACGACUUCGAUUUGUCAAGGAUCGAGAAGCACCGCAGGCCGCCCGGCCCGGCCCCCAAAGGGCCGCGGGGCUCCGGAGAGGCCUCCCACCCCUCGAAGCCUCGCCGGGACGAGCCCCCGGGCUCUCCCGGGACCGGGGGCCCUCGCAGCCCCGCCGAGCCCCCUCCGGAGCCUGAACAACGACCCUUGUCGCAGCAGUCGCUGAUCUGCCUUGGGGGUUCGGCUCCCUGCAGCGGUAACGAGGCGGUGGGGGAGAGCUUAUCGGCUGACGUGAUUUGGGUUGAUAGCAGGGAAGAGGCUCCGCCAGUUGCUAAUGAUAAAGGUGGGGAGAGCCAGAAGCCAAGCAGUGAUGAAAAAAACAGCCCCCGAGAAGUGGAUGAGGCCGACACCGAGCUGUUUGCAGGCACUGAGCUUGAUGAGGAUGAUUACUUGGAUAUCAUUCCACCCUCCCCUGAAGAAGAGCUGCCUUCCAUCUCGCCUUCUGUAAAAAGCAUUAGUAAUAUUUUCAAAGAAUCUCCUACUGGUGGAAGAUCCACAGCUAGCAGUGUUGAGUCCAAGCCUGGGAAGGUUGCCACAACGCAGCCUGUUGCUGAAAGCGAUCCCAGUGUGGGGGAUGCAGCAGAUGAAGGCUUGGAACAGCAGCUCUACAGCGUCAUGGAUGAUAUCUGUAAGCUGGUAGAUGCCAUCCCACUUCAUGAGCUCAAGUCCCUGUCGUGUGCAAAGGAACUUCUCCAGCAGAGAGAUCUCAGGAAAAAAUUACUAAGUAAUUCUGUUACUUUGAACAAAAGUAGCACAAACAACACUCUUCCUAGAAGCUGGAAGGCAUGUGUGGAGCGGGGCCCUCCUGCAUGUCCUGGUACUGCUCCAUGUUCUGGCCCAAACUGGAGCUUCAGUUCUGGCAGAAACUCGCCAAAAUCCACAAACCUCCCACCUACGCUUUUUGCAACUGUUAAUUCAAGCAAUUUUUCUACCAAAAAAAAUCAAACCUCGGAUACCUCUUACGCUUCAAAGCAAAGUGUUGAGGAGACCCCCUGCCCGGAACCUCGAGCGCUGGCUCCUUGCAGGGUAAAUGGCAGCGAGGGAGCUGCCCCCGGCCCCCGCUCCGCGACGUCCUCCGGCAGCAGCUGGGGUGAAAAACCAGGGGUGGGGGGCGGUGGGAACGGUGGUCGGCUGGAGAGGCCUCCCGCAAGCACGGCUGCGCCAGGGCAGAGCAAAGCUGCUGCUGGCCUGCCUGCAGAAGGCAAUUUAGGUAUAAGUGAUGCAGACUUUGACCUUGAUCCCUUUGAUAUUGAUGAUUUGGAUGAUGGCUGGGACAAUCUGGAGAGUGUUUCGGCACCUGAGGCGCCGUCUACGCCGUUGUACCAGCCCGUCAGGGAAGGGCCGCCUGCCAGAUCGCUGUUGUCAAAGAUAAUGUCCAGAGCCAAGGGAUCUGCUUUGGUGUCAAACCCUGCUGCUCCAAAAUCAGCCUCCUUGGUGACAACAAAGAACCAUUCAGAUCCAGCGGUUAAUAACCCUGCACUAGAAUGUUUCAGGGGUAUGAAAUUCUCCCAUUCUGAAGAAAUGAUGAAUAUAUUUCACAAAAAGUUUGGUUUGCACUAUUUUCGGACAAAUCAGCUGGAGGCCAUCAAUGCUGCUCUUCUGGGUGAAGAUUGUUUCAUCUUAAUGCCCACUGGUGGUGGUAAAAGCUUGUGCUACCAGUUACCAGCGUGUGUCUCUGCUGGAGUCACUAUUGUUAUCUCUCCACUGAGGUCACUGAUAAUAGAUCAAGUUCAGAAACUGAAGACUUUAGAUAUUGCUGCAACAUACCUUACUGGUGAUAGAACGGAUUCUGAUGCUUCAAAAAUAUAUAUGCAGUUGUCAAAAAAAGAUCCUGUAAUAAAGCUUCUGUAUGUUACCCCUGAGAAGGUUUGUGCAAGCAACCGGCUGAUGUCAGCCCUGGAGAAUCUCUACGACAGGAAACUCCUUGCGCGUUUUGUCAUUGAUGAGGCCCACUGCGUCAGCCAGUGGGGUCACGAUUUUCGACAAGACUACAAACGAUUGAAUAUGCUCCGCAGGAAGUUUCACUCUGUUCCUAUGAUGGCUCUUACUGCCACUGCUAACCCCAGAGUACAGAAGGAUAUUCAGAAUCAGCUUGAGAUGCUAAAACCACAAGUGUUUACAAUGAGCUUCAACAGGCAUAACCUGAAAUACGAUGUGUUGCCCAAGAAGCCAAAGAAGGUGGCAAUGGAUUGCUUGGAAUGGAUUAAAAAAUAUCAUCCAUAUGACUCUGGAAUAAUUUAUUGCCUUUCACGUCACGAAUGCGACACGACAGCGGCUAUUCUGCAGAAGGAAGGCCUUGCUGCGCUUGCCUAUCAUGCUGGCCUCCCUGACUCCAACAGAGAUCUUGUACAAAAGAAGUGGGUUAAUCAAGAAGGAUGCCAGGUUAUAUGUGCAACGAUUGCCUUUGGAAUGGGGAUUGAUAAACCUGACGUACGCUAUGUUAUCCAUGCUUCCCUUCCGAAAUCUAUAGAAGGUUACUAUCAAGAAUCUGGCAGAGCUGGACGAGAUGGUGAAAUGUCUCACUGUCUGCUCUUCUACAGCUACAGUGAUGUAACCAGACUUAGAAGGCUAAUACUCAUGGAGAAAGACGGAAACAGUCACACAAGAGAGACCCACUUUAACAACCUGUACAGUAUGGUUCACUACUGUGAGAAUGUAGUUGAUUGCCGGAGAAUUCAGCUUUUGGCCUACUUUGGGGAAACUAAUUUUAGUCCCACCUUCUGUAAAGAUCACCCAGAAGUAAUUUGUGAUAACUGCAGUAGAAAGAAGGAUUACAAAUCAAGAAAUGUAACAGAUGAAGUGAAGAGCAUUAUAAGAUUUGUACAAGAGCACUGUGGACAAAUGGGACGAAUAAAUGCGGGGAGAAACAUACGUUCUGGAAGAUACACAUUGAAUAUGAUGGUAGACAUUUUCUUGGGCACGACGAGUGCGAAGAUUCAGUCUGGAAUUUUCGGGAAGGGAGCUGCCUACUCAAGGCAUAACGUUGAAAGGCUGUUUAGAAAACUGGUCUUGGACAAGAUUCUGAAUGAAGACUUGUAUAUCACAGCUAAUGACCAAGCAGUAGCAUAUGUAAUUCUAGGAGAGAAAGCUCAGGCUGUGCUAGAUGGAUCACUACAGGUGGAGUUUCAUGAAACAGAAAGUGCCAGUGCCAUCAGAAAGCAGAGGGCUUCCAUGGCAAAAAUGUCACAGCGGGAAGAAAUGGUUAAAAAGUGCUUUGGGGAACUUACAGACACAUGCAAAAUGCUCGGGAAAGUCUUUGACGUGCAUUACUUCAAUAUUUUCAGUACUUCAACUCUAAAGAAGAUAGCAGAAACCUUGUCAUCUGAUGUGGAGGUUUUACUGCAGAUUGAUGGUGUCACAGAAGACAAACUGGAAAAAUACGGUGCAGAAAUAACUAAAGUGAUGGAGAAGUACUCUGAAUGGACCGUACCAGAAGAUGCUGCCGGCCCAAGUGUGGACACGGCUCCGAGAAGCACUGGCACACCUGAGAGCGAUGAAGAAGCAGGAGAUGCUGCUACAACCUCGAGCUAUUUUUGCAAUAAUGCAAACCAAAGGAGGAAAAGAAGGCGGCCGCCAAACUUCAGAGAAUCAAAAAGGAAAAAAACAAGUAAUGGCGGUGGCCAGCAGUUUCAUCCCAAAGGCGGUUACAAGUACCGAAGGACCAGAAGGCCACCUAGCUCCAAGGCUCCAGCUUCCUCUGGCUACAGUUCAGCAGCGGCCAGUGCCACUGCCUGGCAAGGAGCUGCUGGAAAGCUGGGGAUUAUGGCACUGCCGAAACCCAGAACCAGGCAGUUCCUUCAGCCUUCGUAUUCAAUACUGUAACUAGGAAAAUGUAAAUACUGUAUAAAGCCAAGCCCUGGAGAUGUGAUCAUUGUUUAUUGAAUUUUUGUUUCGUUUGCUAAACCUUCUGAGGCUUACGCAUUUGUCAAGUACAAAAGCUCCCAUUAAAUAAAUAUUUUUAAACUCC